GCACGGCAACACCGUCGAGGAGUUCGGGAAGGCUCACCAGAAAUGUGUGAAGAACCAGUUCGGGGAAUCAGACACGUUCACUCAAAAACACGAAAGGAUGUGCAUUAAGUUUAAUCAGCGUCCUCUUCAGAAGAGGAAGGGGCAGGACACUUCGAUAACAUCAGUGAAUUCCAGCGGCCAGGACUCUGGAAUCGCGGAGGCGAGGUGCCCGUGUGGACACUCCAGCCUUCACACCUCGGAGGAGAGUAGCGGUUACGAAGACUCACUGAAAUCCAACCACAACCAGGAAAUCCACAAGGUCUAUCGCCAAGAGGAGCCUAGGUUCCUCAGACGAGCGUCCUUCGCCCAUCAACAACCAUUAGACAGACAGUUCCACUACCGAAGACAGUCUUUCUCAGAAAACAUGCAGCGCCACUUCCCACCCUUCGAGAGGGUCGGAUCCACCAACGGAAUCACCAGGCAGAUCUCCACCCCAAAUGUUUCAAAUCUCACACAAUCAUAUUUCUUAAAUAAUAAGAGAAAAGAGGCAAGAAGAAAGGAGGCUUUGAACGAGCCAGUUGUCGAUUAUGAUAAUAGUGAAGGAGAGGAUGUGUUUGAUACUAGAGUGGAUAGGAAAGCGAGUGCCAAACACAAGAGAGGGAAGUUUAUGGAGUUCGGUGGUCAGCCUGCAGUGUUCGUGGCUACUCCCGCGACAGCAGACAUGAUGAGACGGCAAGGAAGCGAAAGACUCAUGUUUGCCAGACCUUUAUAGUAGUUGUACGAUAAUAUGACAUGAUUUGAUCAAACAUUAAAGCCAAUAUUGAAAAUGAAAUGAAUUUUAUGAGAAAAAUCUCUGAAAUAGGAUUAGAAGUCUUAAUAAUUCGUUAAAUUAAUUACGAUAAAUUAAAUUCGAGAGGUAGUUAUUGGAAUAUAAAUCAGAUUUUUUGUGUUUUGUUAGACGUUAAGGCGUAAUUUAUUUACAUUGGAGAUUUAUAUCAAAAGCCAGAUGACAAAUUUAAUUGUAAUUUUAAUUUUGUAAAAAAUGUAUUUAUGUAAGAAUGUAUAUUGUAAAUAUAUCGUUGAAAUUGAUCUUGCCUAUAAUGAGCUUUAUUUGGUCGUAAUGUCCAAAGACAUGGGUGAUUUUUUCAGUUAAGUGCCAUUUGGGUUGUGUCUUCAGCGGAAGGCUGUAUGGUAAUGUAACCACCUUUAAAGUUAUGCUUGUGUAAAAAUGCAUCGAACUUUUGAGAUUUUUGUAAAUACUCCUUAGGUUGUUAAGAAAUAAAUG
Manduca sexta (tobacco hornworm) is the source of this 1264-nucleotide messenger RNA. RefSeq lists its product as uncharacterized. The transcript is spliced from 3 exons. The coding region runs from base 98 to 751 and encodes 217 amino acids. NCBI's taxonomy places the organism in Eukaryota, Metazoa, Arthropoda, Insecta, Lepidoptera, Sphingidae. The record is from RefSeq and is a predicted model, not a curated record.